Messenger RNA from Anoplopoma fimbria (sablefish), 3260 nucleotides. It is a transcript of the gene zbtb32, whose product is annotated as zinc finger and BTB domain containing 32. The record is from RefSeq and is a predicted model, not a curated record. Bases 119 to 1654 code for a protein of 511 amino acids. Gene Ontology annotation, molecular function: protein binding; RNA polymerase II cis-regulatory region sequence-specific DNA binding; DNA-binding transcription factor activity, RNA polymerase II-specific. Gene Ontology annotation, biological process: regulation of transcription by RNA polymerase II. NCBI's taxonomy places the organism in Eukaryota, Metazoa, Chordata, Actinopteri, Perciformes, Anoplopomatidae. The transcript is spliced from 5 exons.
GACAGACAUGUCACUUUACAAGUCACUUCACAGUCAUGAUGCGAGGUAGCUCAUCAUUUUCCAGUGAGAUUAUUCACUAAAUACCAGCUUUUUGAAAAUAUUUCUACAAACUUCAGAAAUGAUCCGAAUCAACAACACCCAAUACUUCCACUUCCUGCAGCAAGCAGAUGCCUUACGACGCUCAGGGUCACUCUGCGAUGCCAUCAUCUCUGUAAAGAGUCAAACUUUCAGGGCUCAUCGGCUAGUACUAGCUUGCGCUAGCAGAAGACUAGCACAGCAGCUGGCCCAGGUAGACAUAGACAGCCCAGUCCACUGCACUCUGGAGUAUUUCUCACCACGCACCUUCCAACAAGUUCUGGACUUCACCUACACACAGACUCUUGACGUGUCUGUGGAUGACCUGCACUUGCUGCUGAAAGCUGCUCAGCUGUUAGAGAUGCAGCAGCUGGAGGACCAGUGCCGUAAGCAGCUGGGAAAUCUCGACUACAGAGCCAGAGAGGGUGAAAAAAGAAGAGAAAGCCCAUGUGUCAAAGAAGAAGAAAAGGAAAGUGCAGAGGAGAACGAUCAAAAGGAAGAAGGGAGUCCGGUUCGAGAGGAGAGACUACAAGUGACUUCUUCCCCAGGGGAGGAGGCAAGCGAUUGCAUUGUCCUGGAAAACCUCUCACCCUCUGAUCCAAACAAGAACCCCAACAGCCUGCCAUCCCCAAGAAAGAUGCCCAAACUCUCCCCUGUGUCAGCAACGUCCUAUAACAGAGACAGUGUAAUCACCCGGCCUGCUGGCAGCAGUUCCUCUUACUCUUCCCCCUGGACUUUCCCUACAAACAUGUGGAGCUCCGUGACCACCCUGAGGCGGAUAGCAGAGAACUAUCCAAGCUUAAUUGCAGCUCACCCCAUUCAGACCCCAAACCAGUCCACUGUAGCGUACCCAUUCUCCCUCUCCAACCCCCACAUGUUCCCCUUACUCGGCUCUCAUUUUCACACCCCUGUUCGAAGCUCUAUAAUGGGUUCAGGCUUUUAUCCAUAUUAUACCCAAAACCUUUGCGCUGGGUCGACAGGUAUGGGGAGCAUAAUCAAGCAAGGCCUGUUGAAAAGGAAAAAAACCAGCCAGAGCGCAUUUACUGGGCCCGUUCAAGCCAGUGAGCUGAGUAACCAUGAGGUACCCAAAACCAUCAGAGAGAGAGUUAAAGACUGCCAACACUGCAGUACAAGCCUCCGUGGUGCUCCAGUGCUGCUGGAGUCAGCCUCCACACCACCAGGUGAGGCCUGUGCAGGGUGUCAGUUCUGUGGAAGAGGAGGUGUGUUGCAGCAUGAACCACAAUCCGAUCAACAAGAACACAGAGGAGAAAAACCGUACCAGUGCCAACACUGUCCCAAGAAGUUUAGUUUGAAACAUCAACUGGAUACACACCACCGAGUUCACACCGGAGAGAAACCCUUUGAGUGUCGUCUCUGUGGUCAGCGCUCACGAGACUACUCAGCCAUGAUCAAGCACCUGCGGACUCACGGAGGGGCCACGCCUUACCAGUGCACAGUGUGCCUGGAGUUCUGCAAUAGCCUGGUCGCCAUGCAGAGACACGUCAAGAGCCACGCAGUGCAGGACUUCCCUCCCGAUUGGAGCAUCAACAGCACCUACCUGUACAACUCACACAUCUGAGGUUCACAACACUGUCUACACAAAGCUCCUAUUUAGUUUGUGCCUUUUAUAUACCAUCAUAACAUUUGAAGUUAAGCAUUUGUUUUUCAGCGGGAUACAUCCCAGGUGAUGUUCGAAAAACCAAGAAUGUCCUUUAACAACACUUACCACUGUUUUAAAGUUAUAAUCAUAUACAAAAGACGCACAAACUUGGGCUAUCACAGGUGUUGCAAUGACUUCUAUACAAACUGAAACUGCGCCGUGUUCCCAUUCACAACUAUAGAACAGAGAUAAGCUGCACUUAUUUCCAAUGUAAUGUCAAAUAUACCAUUUCACAUAAGGUCAUGUACGAGCAUUAAGGCCACAUCAACAGUUCCUCCUCAUGAAAUGACGCAGACACCUUCCCUCUUACUUUCAGAAUUAUUGGACUGCUAGUGUAAACUUUGUAAGUUUGAUUAAGGUAUAAAGCGCCCUCAUGAGGGCAACCACGGAAACAAUCAGUCUUUGUUCUGUAAUAGUGCUCACAAAUGCCUCACCAUGUUAAGAUGGGACAAGUGGCUGAGAUAUUAUGUUUGGGGCCGGAAAAAAGAAGGUUUUUACUAAGUGCUACAACAUAUAAACAGUGAACAUUAAAUGAUUCAGAUUUAGACAGAAUCAGUAUGAAACAAAUCCUAUAUCUAUACUUACUAUGAUGCAUUACUACUUCAAUUAAAAUUUAAAUCCAUCCAUUUCUCUCUUUAAAACAGUGACAUUGUACUGAUCCUGUGUUAUUUUACUCAGAGAAAAGCAGAAAGAGAAGGGUCAAAGAGUUUCUCCAGUUUCAGUCAACACAACCUUGAGACUUGGCACGGUUUGUGAGACAAAAAUCAGCCAAAAACCAUAUAUGGUAACAUUCAAACAUUUAAGGAGGGCUGUAUUUAUGCAACAUUGACAAUAAAGAAUGCCAAGGGCGACUAUAACUGUCACUGGACACCUCAUUAAACUGCUUUGCUUCAUUGAGAUAAGAAUAGCUGAGCUCAUGCAGGAAGUUAUGUCUGUCAAGCUAGUUACAAACGUUCCGCUUUGGCUAUUUAUUUAUUUUUCUUCAUUAGAUUUGUGGCGUUGUCAGUCACUGUUGCAGGGCUGCCUUGCUCACGUGUUGCAGUUUGAAAGUAUGGAUAAAGUGAGUAAAUAUCAAGUUGUAUUUACCAUACCUCUCUAAAAGCACCACACAAGUUAAAUGACUGUGAAUUAUGCCAAAUGUCCUCAUAUACAGUAUGUAUGCAGUGUGUAAACAUGCAUAUUGCUUCAUAGAGGGAUGCAGAUGUUGAUGUAGAUAUUGAUAGAGAUGUUGUUGAUUUGGAAUGUGUUAUCUCAAUGUGAAAAAAAAGUGUUCUCAUCAGUCUCAUUUUUCAUUUAUAGGGUUAAACGGAUCUAUUUUAGGUCUGGACUGACUUUUUUUCUGAUUGCUGUGUUUUUUACCCUUCUUCCUAACCUCAUCCCCCUCACCCUAGCCUAUCGGCCACAUUUCUCCACUUACACUUCAUCCCCUUGUCAGAUGAGUUAGUAUUUAAGUCCUGGUUCUCAGUUCAGUCCGUGUUGGAUCCUUGGUUUGUUUCUGUGAUGUUCAGUUUUGCAAACUGUAAAU